UUAAUUAGUCGGAUAAUUCUGAUGUCAGCUGUAGAAUAAUUAAGCAAGUUUGAGUAACAUAUUGGUAAAGAGUUGUUGUUUGCAACAUAACGAGACGAAGCAGGCAGCAGUGAACAGCAGCAAACUGACAUCUUUAGCUGUUGUUUCUACCAGACGGACACACAUUUAUUAUACAUUUAUAUACACAAGUGUAUAAUAUUUACUGUCAGAAGCUACAAGUCAAGAAUUUUGGAAGGUCCCAAGGAGUCAAAAUGCAGGGAACUGUUACAGCAGCCAAGAACUUUAAUGCAACCACAGCAGCAGAGGUGCUACAUAAAGCAAUUGCUGGUCUUGGAACAAACGAUGCCAAAGUCAUUGAGCUGCUGAGCAGAUAUAAUUACAAUCAGAGGCAGGAGAUGAUGCUGGCCUACGACAAGAAGUACAACAAGGCCAUGGUAAGUGAUGUAGCGGCUGAUCUCAGUUUCCGUUAUAAAGACACGGCUGUUGCCCUCCUCACUGAACCUGUUCUCUAUGAUGUCAAAGAACUGCGGAAAGCAAUGAAGGGUUUAGGCACUGACGAAACCACACUCAUCGAGAUCAUCUUCUCUCGUGAUCCUGAAAGAAUGGCGGCCAUUAAACAACGAUAUUCUGUUGAAUAUGAAGUCAGUCUUGAAGAAGACAUUUCUGGUGACUGCAGCGGCCAUUUUCGACAUUUGCUUUUGUCUCAGGUGAGCGGAACUCGAGAACAAACCAGGAAAGAAGAUGUCGACCUGGGACUCGCACAGCAGGACGCUACUUCUCUUUACAAAGCUGGAGAGGGCAAAUUGGGGACAGAUGAGAAGAAAUUUAAUGCCGUGUUGGCUGGUCGCAGUUUUCCCCACCUCUUCCAGGUUAUGAAGUUCUACCGUGAAAAGGUAGGCCAUGAUUUGGAACACGCAAUACGUUCUGAGACCAGCGGAAACCUGAGAGAUGCUUAUUUAGCCAUUGCUGCCAUGGCCCGAGGAACUCCGACGUUGUUUGCUCAGCACCUUUACAAAUACACAAAAGGACUCGGCACUAAUGACUCUAAUUUAAUCCGAGUCAUCGUUAGCAGAUGCGAAAUUGAUAUGGUGCAGAUUAAAGAAGAAUAUUUCAAACUCUAUGGCCAAACGUUGGUUGAUUGCAUAAAAGGUGAUACCAGUGGGGACUACAGGAACUUGCUGCUGGCCCUUGUUAGGGGACAUUGAGGAGGACAACCACAAUGACAAGCAUGACAGCAACAUCAACAAUAAUAAGAAAACAUCAACCACACCACCAUGUCAACAACAAUAAUAACAUUUGCUGUCAACUUUCUGUUACAUUUUUUUUUAUUUCUCUUGCCAUUGCAUAAUAAUAAUAAUAAUAAUAAUAAUAAUAAUAAUAUAUGGAGUAAGUAUGGACUUGACAGAGCAAAAAAGUGGUAUGAACAUAAACCCGAAGAUAUCGUAAAUGAUAAUGCAACGAUCCUAUGGGAUUUUAUGAUUCAGUGCGUCCAUGAGAUAGAGAAUUAGAAACCAGACAUAGUGUUAAUUGAGAAAGAAAGCAAACGAUGCUGGAUCAUAGAUAUAGCAUGUCCAGCUGACAACAAAG
Messenger RNA from Octopus sinensis (East Asian common octopus), 1587 nucleotides. RefSeq names its product annexin A4-like. NCBI's taxonomy places the organism in Eukaryota, Metazoa, Mollusca, Cephalopoda, Octopoda, Octopodidae. The coding region runs from base 252 to 1205 and encodes 317 amino acids. The transcript has 9 exons. The record is from RefSeq and is a predicted model, not a curated record. Gene Ontology annotation, molecular function: calcium-dependent phospholipid binding; calcium ion binding. Gene Ontology annotation, cellular component: cytoplasm.